UCGUCCAAUGUGGUAGCCGUGUGUUGGUGUGACAAUCAUGUUCCGUAUGUAGUACAUAGGUAUCACCAGCUAACAUUAAAGGCGGCCGUGUCGAUAAAGGAAUGUGGAUUUGCAUUCAUCGCACUUGUUCAACAUUUUUUUUUUCCAACUCAAUUUCGGUGUAUUAGUUCCUAAACAAAUUCUCCAAUACGUAUUAUUCGAAUUUUCGAGUGGCCAUCGCCAUCGGCCGGUGGGUGGAUAGCGACAAACCGUGAUACGCGCUUUUCAACAUGUAUAAUUAUUAUUCUCACAACAAAAAUAAAUGAUGAUAAUUGAUGUUUAAUUAACCGAUUAACCAGGAGGGAAAAUAAAAACAAAAAACCAUUGCUACCGAGUCGACUAAACACGGCAGCCGAUAACAUUUAUUGUACAAAUUAGAGGUUAGGUAAAAUAAUUAAAGUCGGUGUUUACUUGUUGUUUUUUUCUUUUGUAUGUUCAAAUCGAUUUGUUAGUUAUUAUCAUACCAAUUUAUACGAUAUAAAUAUAAUAUAGGUAUUUAGAAAAAAAGACUUACCUUUUUCGCCAAUAUGUAUUCAGACUUUUUAGAGUCGCCUUCAAAAGAUUGUUUUUCGUUCAACGAUCAGUCAUCGUCAUAUGACAUGACCGAGAUGAACGAGCUUAGCAGUCAAGUCAAUUUGGAUUACAUUUUCGAUUCUUAUUAUUCGUCGGCAUCGCGCUAUAAUACUGGUUUCGAACUUCCAGAGGAUUGCAAAAAUAUGAGUUUUUCAGAACUGUUUGAUCAAGAACUGUUUAGCACUAAUGACAACAAAGACUGUAAAAUCACCAUUAAAAUAGAGAAAGAAGAACCUAUAACACCAUGUUACUCUGCCGAAAAUUCACAAGAAGAAACAUUCAGUAGUCAGACGGCAAUAGAAUUUGAUAAAACCAAUAUUCCUAUAUCCAUAAAUACUCCUAAUAUUGCUAGCUCGAACCGAGGAAUCAAUAGAACUUCCAUAAAAUCUGAUAUUAACUCGAACGAUGUACAAAAUUUAAUUAAUAACCCAUUUCAUGAGACGACUACUUUAAAUCCAACCAUCGAAAAAAAUACAUCGACAACUGAAACAAUUGUUAAAUGUGAUGUGAAAAAUGAACCAUUAGAAGAAGAAACUUUCGAACAAAGCAUUGUUAAAUUGGAAGUCAAAUCUGACGAGUUGGUCAGCACAGUAAACGACUUAAAUAAUAUUGAGUGCGAUAUGUACGAAGAAACGUGCGUUAGCAUAGAUGAGGCAACACAACCCAUUGAAGAACCUCUAACCUCUAUCGUCAAACAGGAAGUAGAGAUAGAAAUUACAGCUGAUGAAACUAGUAGUAACUGUUCUUCUACUUGUGCUGUUAAAAACGAAUCUAGCUUAGAAACUGAAAAGAAAAAAAUUUCAUGGGAAGAGUUUAGAGCAAAAAGAGGCAAAAACUUAAUAAAACCAUCUGAAAACAUCGAGUUAGAUUUCUCACUUGUAGCAACUGAUAAUCACAAGGUGGAAGCAAUCAAAAAAGAGUUUGAUCGUAAUACGGACGAGCACUUUAUUGGCCAAAAAAGAAAGUUGGAUAGUGUCAAAGAAGAAAAAACUCCCAUCAAAGAUAUAAGCGAUGAAGAAGAUCAAGAACUGCAAAGAAAAAGAAUGAAAAUUGAAUACAUAAAAAAAAUGCUCCCAUCAUCAUUUGCUUCUGAGAUAGCCAAGACGUCAAUCUUUAUGAAAGGCAGCGGAGUAGAGAACAAGGAGGACGAUGAAAUCGAUACUGCUUCAAACGAAUUGGACAUAUCUUAUGAUAAAUUACCAGUGAAAAAUGAUGAUCCGUUGUUCUUGAAAAGAGAUGACAAAUUGCAAAAGAAAACCCAUCAGUCGAAAGUUUAUUCAUCUUCUUCUCGUAACUCCUCAAGGUCUGAUUAUUGUAACAAGAGUAGCCGAUCAUCGUCUAUAUCGUCCAAUUCCGAUGAUUAUUAUAAUCGUAACAGAUUCGAUGUUCUUUCUCCAUCGGGGGUUCAAUACGGUCAACCUAUGCGCAACUCCGGUCAAAGGCCUAAAGAACAGAAAAGGGUCGUAUAUGUCGGACAAAUACCCAUUAAAUAUGGCAAGCGUUACCUUUACAAUCGUUUCAAGGAAUUCGGAACGAUACAGUCUCUUACGCUUCACAAGAAACCCGAUUUCCGUGUGUACUAUGCGUUUGUAACUUAUUCCGAAAAGUCUGAAGCCGAACGUGCUAUAAACCACGGAAACGAUGAUGAGAGUCAAGUCAAACUAGAUAUCAGAUUCGGCGAAAGAAAACAAACUCAAACACCUUAUUAUGAUUUGGAUGAUGAAUGGUUAACCGAUUGGUAUAAUUACAAUCAACCGAUUCCAGUAGUGAGAACGCAUAGUCCAGAGCAAGUGACAUUCGAAGAAGAGUUACAAGAAUUUUAUAAGCUUGCUCAAAUUAAGAAAUUAGGUCAAAUUAAGACCCAAGUGUCUUGACAUAUAAUUCCUGUUUUAUUUCACCGUGUAGUGAUGGAAUAAAAAAAAAUGUAAUACAUAUUGUUAAUUUUUUCUUUUAAA
Messenger RNA from Adelges cooleyi (spruce gall adelgid), 2567 nucleotides. RefSeq lists its product as uncharacterized. Gene Ontology annotation, cellular component: nucleus. Gene Ontology annotation, molecular function: transcription factor binding; RNA binding. Gene Ontology annotation, biological process: positive regulation of transcription by RNA polymerase II. NCBI's taxonomy places the organism in Eukaryota, Metazoa, Arthropoda, Insecta, Hemiptera, Adelgidae. The transcript has 13 exons. The record is from RefSeq and is a predicted model, not a curated record. The coding region runs from base 567 to 2486 and encodes 639 amino acids.